UUUCCCUAACAAGGCCCUACUACUCUCUAUAUAAGGCGCAUUUACACACACACACUCCACAUCACAGGACUCUCUCUUUCUAGAUGAUGGGGCGACUCCAACACAUGUUUCCGGCGUUCUUCCUCCUGCUGCUGCUGCUUCUUGCCUCUGGGAUGGGGCCGAUUGCGGCGGAGGCGAGGACGUGCGAGGCGCAGAGCCACAGGUUCAAGGGGCCGUGUGUUAGGGCCAGCAACUGCGCCAACGUGUGCAGGACCGAGGGCUUCUACGGCGGCAGGUGCCGCGGCUUCCGCCGCAGAUGCUUCUGCACCAGGCCCUGCUGAUCAAAUGACCCCCUCAAAUCCACUGCAGUAAUAUGAUCGAUGAUGAUAAAGCAUGUCUCUGUGUUUUUACUCUUUUUUUUUUUUUACUUUUUUUUUAUUUUUUUGGUGAGAAGUAUGUUGAUGGGCUAAUGGAAAGUUAUGUGUGUUGUCUCUUCCUGUUAUCGAGUGGAAUAGUAAUAAAUCCUCAGCUGAUGUUAUAUGAUCACUCAGUUUGUAUCA
Ananas comosus (pineapple) is the source of this 539-nucleotide messenger RNA. Its product is annotated as defensin Ec-AMP-D1-like. Lineage: Eukaryota; Viridiplantae; Streptophyta; Magnoliopsida; Poales; Bromeliaceae. The coding region runs from base 84 to 320 and encodes 78 amino acids. The transcript is spliced from 2 exons. The record is from RefSeq and is a predicted model, not a curated record. Gene Ontology annotation, biological process: defense response.